GAUGUCUUAGGGGGGCAACUACCUGAUGUUUCGAUAUUAUUGCUUUUACCUAAAUAUAUAUACUUCAACUAUACUUCGACCAUCGUUAGGUGGUUGCCAGCAUUACCAGCGUCCUUCAUCCCUUCCGUGCCUACGGAACUACCCACGCAUGUACCUACUCCGGUACCCAAUUAUAUCCCUGCAACUGUAACGUUUCUAGAAAUCUAGAGCUGCUGAUUCGGCAGUUCUCUCUGACUCUUACUAUCGAUCCAAUUCAUCGACAUCCUGAAUCGAGUCUCUUGAAACCGCCAGACAUAUAAUACAUAUAUACUUAUACGCAUACUCACCCCUUAAGAGGUAGUGAGCUGUAUCUAUUCGAUCACGACGACUCACUUUUCCGAGUCAUUUAUGCGACUACGACUACGACUACGUUUACGAUAAUAAAUACAUCUUCAUAUUCUUCAUAUUCGGCGCUUUACAUAAUUACAUACCUAACUGAGGUACCUUACCUAUUCGAAUUUAACAUAGCAUUCCGACUUCUACAUACGUCUCAUCGUAGACAUGACAUCGACGUCAUCAUCGUGUCCUUGAUCUACUAAACUUAUAAUUCUAUAAUUUACAUCCAUAUCUCUAAACAACCCUACCUAGGUAGGACACAGAGAAUCUACAACAGACACACCCAAGCGCAGCCAUGAAGAACGAUAUAGACGGUUUUCUCAAGCCUCUGUUCAUUGAUGAGGCAAAGGCACACGCACUUGCGCAUGAACUAUGCCGAUCAUUUCAACAUUUAUCCGCCGACUCAUUGGACCAGUUCCUCCCAACCCCGAUAUCUGAGUCGAUAUUACGGCCUACUGCGGGAAGAGAGAAGGGAAGAUAUCUAGCCAUCGACAUUGGUGGUACUAAUUUGAGAGUCGGCUUCAUCGAGUUAUUGGGAAAUGAGAUCGGUGUGAAUGGCAAUGGUGCCAAUAGCGUCGCCAAUGGCUCUAAUGGUGCAAACGGCAGCCUGAAAAACUCGCACUCGGAGUCAUCACCUAAUAUUCGUCGAGUACUCGAGAAGUCGUGGCCGAUCCUGGAAGUCCUUAAGAACGAAAAUGCCGAUUCAUUGUUUACAUGGAUAGGUAGCUGUAUUGCAGAAGUCGUACGCGAAGGGUGCGAGGAAUUCAAUCUACCUCGCGAUCUCGAACUUCCCAUGGGGGUUACAUUCAGUUUUCCGAUGGUACAGGAUACUUUAUCCGAUGCGACGCUGAUGGCUAUGGGAAAGGGGUUUGCCAUCACGACCCGUCUGCAUCUGGGAACUCACUUAAUUAAUGGAUACGAGAAAUCCAAAACCCCGGACUUACCUCCCAUCAAAGUCGCAGCCAUCUUGAAUGACGCAGUUGCGACUUUAGUGUCCUUCAUAUAUCAAUCCAAGGAGGACAGCACUCACAAAGCAGCGAUGGGACUCAUAUGUGGAACCGGAAGUAACGCGACAAUACCCCUGAAGAGAAGCACCCUCCACAAAGAUAAGCAACUCGGAAAAGUCAAGGUUCUGAACGGAGAUUCGACCGAUGACAUGAAGAUCGCGGUGAAUACCGAGUGGAGUAUCAAUGGAACUGCGCCACCUUUGCGGAAGUUUGGCUUGGUCAGCCAGUGGGAUACGAAACUGGAUUCCGAAGGCGAGGCACCCGGCUUCCAACCGCUAGAGUAUAUGACAUCGGGACGAUAUCUGGGCGAACUUGGACGCCUGAUGUUAUUAGAUUAUCUUGAGCAUCACUUAGACAUCCCGGCACACACUUUACCCCCACGGCUCUUAACACGAUUCGGCCUCACGACCACAUUCCUGAGCCAUUUCCGACCACCGAACGCGACUGCACUGCUAGAGAAGCUCGAAGCUGAGUUUCCAUCCUCGACCACAGAUUCUUUUCGAUGGACGGAGGAAAUCGCGCUGGUUUUAUAUAAGAUAUCCAAGGCUAUCGAAGUUAGAGCUGCCGGUAUCGUCGCCGCGGCUGUUAUCGGAUUGCUCAUAUGUGCAGGGGAUAUCCCUCCGCGAGAGCCGCCUCGAGAUUCUACGAAUGGCCAGGCCAAACUAGAACGACAACCCAAGGUUAACCUGAUCGUCGGUUACACAGGAGGUUGCAUCGUGCAUUUUCAAGAUUAUUUGGCAGACUGUCAAAAAUUCCUCGAUGCUAUCAUUGAGGCCGAAUUUGGAGAGGACGCCCCGGUUAGGGUCGUAUUGAGUCCUUGUCACGAUGGUGGAAUUACUGGCGCCGGUGUGUUAUGCGGUGCUUCUCAGGCAAAGUCUCAGGGCACUGGCGUUUAAUGUCAUCAUCACAUUAUAGACUGGGAUAUUUUGGAGUUGGGAGAGGCGAGGCUAUGUUCGUACCAUAGUAGAAGGGCGGAAUUGGGUAUCGAGGUGACCACAACAUCUCGUUAUAGCAACAGUGUUUUCCAUAAGACAUGCAUUUUUUUACAUCUAGCAUUGAUUUUGGUGUUAUCCAUAUUUACACUUUGGUAAACCCUACCUUAGCAUUUGACCAGCAUUUCCUGGAAUGCCUCGUUCUAGGGAUAACAAUAACUUGCGCCACAAGAGCAAAGCUUCAUCUUCAUUUAAGGCAGGUCAAAGAAAAAGGACAAGCAAAACUCGCUUGUCGCGGCAUGAGGCCUGUCAAAAGACCAUGAGCACUGCCACAUUUAGUGCUCGAUCUUGUCACUUCACCUACCCGGCUAGGUUGCCGGUGUCCCCAUGCAGACGAUGGUGAGUGAGGCUCAGACUAGAACUAACUAGGGCGUAUAGGGCUUGCUAUUCCCUAUACCGGCGAACUCCAACGGAGUCAUGGGGCACACCUAACUUACCGAUCCUCGGCGC
Messenger RNA from Annulohypoxylon truncatum, 2824 nucleotides. Its product is annotated as hexokinase-7. Gene Ontology annotation, biological process: glucose 6-phosphate metabolic process; intracellular glucose homeostasis; glycolytic process. Bases 671 to 2278 code for a protein of 535 amino acids. Gene Ontology annotation, molecular function: mannokinase activity; glucokinase activity; D-glucose binding. Lineage: Eukaryota; Fungi; Ascomycota; Sordariomycetes; Xylariales; Hypoxylaceae. The record is from RefSeq and is a predicted model, not a curated record. The transcript has 3 exons. Gene Ontology annotation, cellular component: cytosol; mitochondrion.